Messenger RNA from Lotus japonicus, 1617 nucleotides. RefSeq names its product putative threonine aspartase. Lineage: Eukaryota; Viridiplantae; Streptophyta; Magnoliopsida; Fabales; Fabaceae. Gene Ontology annotation, biological process: protein maturation. The coding region runs from base 90 to 1283 and encodes 397 amino acids. The record is from RefSeq and is a predicted model, not a curated record. The transcript is spliced from 10 exons. Gene Ontology annotation, molecular function: threonine-type endopeptidase activity.
CAUACAUAUGGUUAAAUUGACUUAUCUACGCUCCACGCCUCCACCUAUGAGAAAUUGAGUAAAGAAGGUUAAACAAGUAAACUCCAACAAUGAAUGGUGGCGAGGAGAAAAAGAGGUUUUUCGUGGCGGUUCACGUAGGCGCCGGCUACCACUCUCCUUCCAACGACAAACCUCUCAGAUCCGCCAUGAACCGCGCUUGCCUCGCCGCCGCCUCCGUCCUCUCCUCCGGCUCAGGACUCUGCUUAGACGCCGUCGUAGCCGCCAUUCAAGUCUUGGAGGAUGAUCCGAGCACGAAUGCAGGAAGAGGAUCCAAUUUGACAGAAAAUGGCGGUGUGGAAUGUGAUGCCAGUGUCAUGGAUGGAAAAUCUGGAGCAUUUGGUGCUGUUGGUGCUGCUCCAGGUGUGCCAAAUGCUGUCAAAAUUGCUGCAUUAUUGGCUAAGGAGCAAAUCAUGGGGUCUCAAUUGUUGGGUCGAAUUCCACCAAUCUUCUUGGUGGGUGAAGGGGCUCGCGAAUGGGCAAUGUCGAGGGAUAUUGCUUUGCCGGAAAGUAUAGAAGAGGCCAAUGAGUGGCUGGUCACAGAAAAGGCAAAAGCACAAUGGAGAAAGUAUAAAUCUAUGGUUGAAGCAGCUAGAUCAAAGAUAGAGAACUCUUCUCCUGAUGGUGAUUCUUCUGUCUGUCAAAGUGCUGCAAUACCUGAUGCAGAUUGUGCUUUGGAAGAUCGCAUAAUGGACACAGUUGGGGUUAUUUGUGUAGACAAUGAGGGGCAUGUAGCAUCUGGGGCCUCGAGUGGUGGUAUUGCUCUUAAGGUUAGUGGUCGGGUUGGGGUAGCAGCAAUGUAUGGUUCAGGUUGUUGGGCAUCAUCAAAAGGUCUCUUUGGGGCUCCGUUCAUGGCUGGCUGUUGUGUUUCUGGUGCAGGAGAGCAGCUAAUGAAAGGAUUUGCAGCCAGGGAGUGCAUUGUUUCAUUGUCACUCUCACAGUCUGGUGCUGCCUCUGCUUGCACAAAAGUAUUACGCUCUGUUACCGAAGAUAGCAGUCAAUACGGCACUGAUAGCACUGCAGGGAUCUUGGUUGUGCAGUCGGAUUCUUCCACAAAUGACGAAGGAAAAUCAUCAAGGCUGAAAGCUGUAGAGUUUUCAGCUGCUUAUACUUCCUCAUCUUUUGGAGUAGGAUAUUUUGGAAGCUCUAUGGAACGGCCCAAGGUUUCAAUUCUCAGGAGUACAAAACAGCAAAGCAGGACUGCUAUAGAUCAAUUUGGAGCACGGAUAGACCUUUCAAAUCCAUAAUUGUUGUGGCUACUGAUCAAAUUUCAUCCGUGCUGAAGGCUCAAAAUCAUGACAACCGUAGCUAAACUGCAUGAUCGAGACUCUUUGAUUUUCUCAGGAGUUUUAAUAUUCAUUUAUUGUGCAGUGCAUAUCUUAGACAUUUUGAUUAAAAUAAACAUAAGAUCCACUUUGGUUCUCGGAAAAUGGUUCUGAGUUCUGUAAAUUUUGAGGCAUAUCUGAAUAUAAUUUAUUUUUAUUCAUUUAUGUCUAUUAUUUGCUAAUGUUUCAAGAAUUGUCGACUGAAAGGAGCAUUCUAUUGAAGCAAUGCAAAGAGGAAAACAGAUUAAUUGUUAAA